CUCUGCGGGGAAGGGCAUGGAGUUAGCGGGAGCGUAUAAAAAGCCGCCGUGAUGCGAAGCCGCCGUCCCUCCGGAGCUGCCGAGGGGCGCCGAGGGGCAGCGCGGCGCCAUGAUCAACCCCAACUAUUACCCGUGGGGCUACGACGGCGACAACGGACCAGAUCAAUGGCACAAAAAUUACCCUACUGCCAAAGGACGCCAUCAGUCCCCCAUUGAGAUCAAUAACAAAGAAGUGCACUAUGACCGCUCCUUGCUGCCCUGGUUUGCUAGUUACGAUCCUGGUGCAGCAAAGACCAUCCUCAAUAAUGGGAAAACCUGCAGAGUUGUGUUUGAUGAUUCUUUUGAUAGAUCAGUGUUGAGAGGUGGGCCACUUCAGGGGGUCUACCGGCUGCGUCAGCUUCACUUUCACUGGGGUUCAUCUGACGACCAUGGCUCUGAGCAUGUUGUGAAUGGAGUGAGAUAUGCAGGAGAGCUACACUUAUUACACUGGAAUCCAAAAUACAGUAAUUACCUUGAUGCUGUGAGAAGAACAGAUGGUAUAGCUGUUUUGGCCAUUUUUUUACAAGUAGGGAAAACACCCAAACCAGAGAUGAAAAGAAUUCUUGAAGAAAUAAACGCUAUCAAAACAAAGGGGAAAGAAGCUCCUUUUCCAAACUUUGAUCCUUCAAUUCUUUUCCCUAAAUCUCAUGACUACUGGACAUACCACGGUUCUUUCACUACUCCACCUUGUGAAGAGUGCAUCACUUGGAUUGUUCUUCGAGAGCCUAUCAUAGUCAGCUCAGACCAGAUGGCAAAGCUCCGUAGCUUAUCAAAGAAUGCUGAGAACGAACCUAAUCUCCCCCUGGUUGAUAACUGGCGCCCAACUCAGCCUCGGUAUUUCAGGAUGGUGAGCGCAUCAUUCCUUUAGGACCUGGCUCAGUUUUGGGAGCAUGAAAAAAGAACAAAACUUUCAAGAAAGACUUUUCAAUGUCCUCUGUAAUACAUCCUCAUGAAAAUUGAUGAUGGAUGGAUUUUCAGAUUUUACUUGAACUUCCAGAAUACUGAAAAUAUUUUAUAUGACUGCGAGGAAAUAACAUCUUAACCAUGGUUUGUGGCUGAGAGAUCCACAUCAAUUCUUCCAGUGAGAUUGUUUUUUUUCUGGCACUGGCGUUUUUGUAAUAUCAUAUGAAUCAACUUCCUCACAAGUUGAUUUUAUGCUGGAGAAGUUCAAUCUGUAUUUAAAACCAUUAAUCUGAAUGGUAAUUUAGAUUCAGCUGUGAAAAUACAAAGUGCUGUAGUGUCUGUGCCAUGAGUGAAUUCAUAGCUACUCUUUUCUAGGACAGGAGGGUGUUGCUGAGCUUACUCAUGUGACAGAGGAUGUGCUUCUGGACUGUCUCCUUACCUUGCAUUCUUCCUUCAAAUAGGCAGCGUGUUGGCUGCGAAAUUUCCAUGUGUUCCAUGUAGAGUUCAUGCUUUUUAUUCUCAUUUGCAGCCAUAUUGUGAAAGGAUUCAGAUGAGUUAAUAGUUUCUAUGAUGCACGUAUACAGUUCUGAUUUUGACAAAGGUUAUCUUAUGUAUAAUUCUAAUUACUCAGAAUUACAAUCAGAAAGCCUAUGGUGGUUCUUAUGUUUGAAAAAAAAAAAAAAAAAAAAAAAAAAGAAACCUCAAAGCAUAGCUUCUUGUUUGACCACCAGUACCCAACACAGUGUUAGCUGUAGAGAUAAGGACGUGCUGUUCAAUUGUGCUUUCUUCUUAGGCAGGUUUAAUUCACUAAGGUUUAUUUAUCUCAAAUCUUAAGUAAAUAUCUAAAACAGAAACAGUAAGUAGUCUAUAUCUAGGAAAUGAUUGUAUUCUGAACAAGAAUACAAGUUGCAUAACAUUGUUGACUUUGCAGGACAGGGUUUUGAUGGAAUACCCGGUGUCUCCUACCUUUGAAAAUGGUGAAAAUGGCAAUUUCCUCAUGCAUGCAAAUAUGAGAAAACAAUGAAUGUAUGAAUAUCUUUCUACUACUUUUUCUCUGGUCAGUUCUGUAAUAUAUACCCUGGAAGAUAGGUUAUUUUAUGAAGACAACUAAGUUGUAUAUAGUAGGGCUUUGAGUGGGCUAUAUCUUUCUUGAAAUUAAUGAUGAUGAAAAAUUGGGGCAUAGAAUGUCAGGGUUUUUUAAAUUGUGAGAUGGUUUCCCAGUCAUAUUUUGUGAAGGAGCUAUUUGGGUUCUGUAAGUGAAGCUAAGAUCAGCCUCAUCCUUUGAAGGAUGCUCUUUUGAACUUGCAGACUAAGUAACCUCUAAAAAAAAGUGCAAUUUGACUCAUGAAGGUGGUUCCAUAGUAUAUUUAUUCAUAAUUAGUAAAAUGUCAUCUAAAUUAGGCCCAGGACUGUUUUCACUCUAUUUCAGAUUUACUCCAGCAGUCUUUUUGUGGAGUCUGUUGCGGUGCCUAAGGGACUGUCUGAGGUAAUGGAUGAAUCAAGAACACAGUGGCUCUGCAAGAGUCAGAAGCAAAUUAGAAAUGUAGGAGUAGAAGAAAAAGUUUAAGAAUGGGGGUGGCAAGGGCACUGGUGUUGUAGAUUGAGCUGUUAACUGUAAGUAGAAGAGCUUUGAAGGCAGCAAGGGAGGAAAUGUGAGUCAGCAUUCAGAAUGUGUUCCCUGCCUUCUGGCCAUGUUCAUUGUUAUUUUACAAAUGCCCUUCUAUGCCUUUAGCUUGCAGCUUUCUGUAACUAUAAGAAAAAUUAAUCACUGAUAUGAAUGAAUUCAAGAACAUGGGUCAUGGUAGUCAUAACAUCCCACACAUCUCACUUCUUUGCGCAUAUUUCCUCUGUGCGGGUAGUAGUGCUAAGUGCAAUGAGAGCAGAAAGCCCUGGAUCCUUGUUUUUUAGCUGAAAAAAAAAAAAAGCCCUUUAAGGGGAAAAGAAUUUUCAUCUGUAUGGAAUGGAAAACAAGGAGUUAUGCUUUAUUUUCUAUGGCUAAGACAUAUGUGGUAUUUCAGUGCUAAAAAGUAAUCCCUCCUUCUAAAGCAGAAAUGCAGACAUGAGACAUUCAGCCAUGUUGUAUAGCUCAUUGACAGCCUCUUCUCUAAGUCACUGUUCAUCCUCUGCAUCAAAAUAGUUAUCAAAUAAUAGAUAUCAGAAAUAGGUAUCUGAGCUUAGUUCUUUACUGCUGUGAGUCUUCCUGAAGCUUGAAAAUUUAAAGACGCAGAUGUACGUGCGUCCAGGUUACUGGCACUAUUGAAUAAGAAGGUGUAUAUGGAAAGAACUGUAACUUUUUUAAUUGCACCAGAAGUAAUUAUGCUUAUCAACAAUGAAGAUGAAUCACCAUCAUCAUGCCUAAAGAUCAGACUAAAAGAUGCCCUUGACAAGCGUGUGAGAAGUGAAUUCUCAUGUUGCUUGUUGGGAGCCUCUGAUGUAGCCCCAACAUCCUGCUGGUCUGAGAAGGUAUCCUUAUGAUAACUAUAUGCAGCUAGGCAGGAAACAACCAGCAGUCUCACAUUAUGGAAAUCUCUGAGGCAGGCAAGAAGUAGAUACACAUAUUGAUCUGAAAUUUUCUAUUUAAAUGGACAUAGAUUUUAAUGGGGAUGAAGAGACGAAAUCAUUCAAGUGGUAUGUAUAUUUGAAGAAUUCAAACUAAUCACACUUUUGUUAGGUUUGGACUACAUUUGUUUAAAUGAGAUUUAUUCUAUGUCCAAAUUUAUUCCUUGGACAUUUCACUGGAGUAAUCGAAAUGAUAAGGGGCAGACUUGAGGACCCAUUCUUUUAUGUUAAAUAAGACAGUUUGUAAAACACAAUGUGCUUGGCUGGAAAGACCAUGAGAAAAAUUCUGAAUUAUUUUGUUCAAGUUUCAGAUUUCGUUGUAAAGAGUUCAAAUUUCUCCUUGUAGGGAAGGAAUCCACAGUAAUGUAUCUGUUGUGUUUUCAAAAAGAAGUUAAGCAGUGCUGCAAAACAGAAAUUCAGUACUCAUGUCACUACUUCAGAUGUGUGAAAUAUGAAAAGUUUUUGUUCAUCAGCAUGGCUUUUAAACCAGAAGCUCUGUAACAUUGUUUUCCUCCGCAGAAACGACCAUGAAGGAAUAGGGUAAAGUGGAGCAAAUUGGGAUAUGGGCAGUAUAAGCAACACAACUGAUCUAUGUGUUCUUCUGCUUGCUUUGUGUUUUCACACUUUGGUUUCUUUAUGGCUAGUACUUGGCCUCCUUAUUUACUUUCAAGGUACUCAAUAUAACAUGAAGACCAGGCAAAUGUUAGUAUUACCUUUGAAAGAGAGAGUAAGAAAAGAUAGCAAGAUACGAAGAAGAGAUGAAGAUUAAUUCUCUGUUGAAGCCUGUUUAUUCUUUUUUUUUUUUACUAUUAUUAUGACUUGUGCUUAAAUUAUUUCUGAUAAAAAUCUGAGAUAUUCAAAUUAAAAUCUUAUUCUCUUUAUAGGAUUUCUUAGGAAUGAUGGUGCUAACUUGUGGCAGCAGCCUGAUCAUGAAUUUGUGUAGACUGAUUUUGUGGGCAGUUCCCCUUUCUGCAUUCUGUUUUCCAGCUGCCCGGGUCUCCUUGAGUUGUUCUGCAGAGUGCAUGGAUAGACUUUUUGCAAAGAGCACACUGUGCACAGUGGGACCAUUUCUUAUAUUUUGGGCCUAUGGACAAAUCACAGCGUUGCUCUGCAGUCUGUGCUGCUUCUGAAGUAGCAUUUGAGUUUUUGUAUUGCAGUGUGUAUGGUGUCAAGUCUGCUCCCUUAGUCUCAUCGGCCUGAGUAUUACUAAUACUCCCUCCAUGGAAAGUAAUAAGAUCAUAUUCCCUCUGAAAUCUCUCAAUUUACAUUCCUUCUUCAGGUGUUCAGGGAAAAUGUCUUGUUUUCAGCUACUUCAAAUAUAAGCAUGUGGGAACCCAUUUUAUGAGUGCAAUAUCACUCCUCAGCACUUUUUUAGGGUUCUGUUUUGAUUAUGGAAAAAAUUGGAGGUUUUCUAUGACACAAUCUUUACAGCUAGAAUUGGGCUGUCAUGCCUUUUUUUGUGACCUUGUUAUACAGCAUCCUAUGAUGAAUAUUUGGGAUCACAAGAACUGAUUGACAUGAGCAUUCUGUCCUUUUCAUGGGCAGUUUUACAUUAGUAUCAUCUCUCUAGGCCUGAGUUUUUCAAUCUGGCAGCUGGAGAAAUCCAUCUUUCCAGAAGGACAUGUGCUAAUCUCUAACUAUGAUCAUUAGAUAACAUAUCAUGCCUCCAAUAGAACAUGCUGAAAUCUGGCUUGUUUUGCAUGAUGUUUGAUCCCACUGUCUCAAAGCCUUUUUCCCAUAGACCAAUGUCUCUGUGCUUUUAAAGCCUAAUGCUUGUCUAUAUAUAUUAAUGUAUAACAAUAAUAAACAGAUAUCAGAAAUGCUUGCUAUGUAAAUAAACUAUAUGUAUUAUUUUAUAUUUUAAUGUGAGAUAGUAUUUCGACUGAAAACACAAUCAGUGUCAGACUCACAGGAGAAGAUAGCAUCCUUCUACUUAAAUUACUGUUGAUUUUACAAAACCUGCCACAUCUAGCAGUCUUCCAGAAUAAAGUAGCUGAGGAAACAGCUCCCUGUCCUUCCUUUUCCAAGAACUGCAAAUAUUCUGCAGGAUGGGAGAAAAAGAAUAAAAGUCCAUCAAAAUGGAAUGGAUUUGAUUGUUUCUGAGAUCACUGAGGCACUUGCCUUUUCUGUUCUCCAGCCUACAAAUUGCAGUGUUAAUUUUGAAGAAGCUAAAUAGUGUUUGAUCAGGCUAAGAGGGAGAAGCAGAUGUUUUUUCAUAUUGGUCAUGUGUGAAGGAAAAAGAUGAAUGUCAUAGAUCUCAGGAAGAGUUGGAGAAAACUGGGCAGGCAGCAAACAGAUAGGGGAGAUGAUCACAGUAAGAUGUGUGGACUUAUCUAAAAGUAAAAUUCACUAUGGUUGGAGAAAGUAAGAAGAACUUCUAAAACUAGGGAGUGGUCAAAUUCUGUCUCUUGAAAACCAAACGUGUAGCACAUUGGUAAGUGGAAAUUAACUUCUUCAAGAAGAUAGAUGGCUGUGGCUUUUACUCUUUGUGUGCUGCAGCAAGACAGAGAUGUAAAGAUCCCACACGGAAGCACAGGGCAGCAUUAACAUUCACAGGUGCUUAAUGAUGAGACAAAGAGCCUUCUUUCCAAUAGAUGGGUAAUCAGACCUGUGGUUUUGCCUUGUAUUCCUGUGGGAAAAAGUUUAUGCAAAAAGGCAUUAUGGUUUCUUUCUGACUUUUAAGUUUACUUCUCUUAAUACCAAUGUAUUUGUUCUGCUCUUCAGUAGUGGGGCUCAGUAUUGUCUGACUUCAUGAUUGUCUACAAAAGUGAGGUGAGGAGAAUGAGAACAGAAAUCUAUGGAACCAUGUCAGCAAGCAAGUGGAAACACUUUGAAAGUUCAGGUCCCAGGGUUCUCUGCUUUGGGCAAUAUUCUGAAGAUUAUGGUACCUGGUAGAGAGGUCUCAUGGUUGCUGCAGUUCACAGUGAAUGAUGAGAACAGUUUUGGGGCUUUCCAAGAACAUUAGUGUACUUACUUUCAAAAUGUACAUUCGAUUAGAAGUAUCAGAAUUGUGAGGAAAGGAAUACUAACAAUGUGAAUACAAUGCAAAUACAGCUAGUAAACUAGGCCAUAGACUAAGGACAUAAAACCAAAGAUCCACCCUCUUCUCUCUCCUCCCUUUGAGCAGAGGAAUGGUGGAUCCAUAGCACUUCUGCUACUUGCAGAGAGACUCUAAAAAAAAAUACAGUUAUCUGUGCAUUCACAUGUCAUAUCUUUAUUUUACCUGUUGAAUUACAGAAACAAAACCUCUGUCAGUGAUGUUCUAUGGUAAUCAACCAUUACUUACUUCCUUACUCCUUUGGUACUGAAAACUUUUCUGCACGUCUCAGAUGAAAGAUAACACUGUUACAUAGUUUGUGAAUAGCUCACUGCCAAGAAUCAGGGUAAAAUCCACUACAGACAAUCCAUGGAAGCUGCUGUAAUGCUUGAGAAUUCUCAGUAGACAGGAUUGUUCUUACCUGUAUUGGAAAUAAGUGACUGUACAGCAAAACCACUGAAGCUUUGGAACUGUCACUGCUGUGCAUGGAGAUGCAGCCUUAUUUAGAGUCCUGCAUGGUUUGCAGGAGAGGUUGUAGACGUUUCUCUAUAGGGAGGAAGUAUAGUCUCCUCAUAUUCUUGAUGCUUCAUGCAACAAAGAAAUGAAAAACUGAAGACAUUCUUUCUUACUUAGAUUUGGCCAAUAGAUUCAAAUGUGUCCAGGAGGGACUGUCAGGUCAGUAUGCACAGGUGAAUAUGCACAUGCACUUUUUGUUUUGGCAAACAAAACCUUUAUCUGUUCUUAAAGAUCAAAAUGACUGUUGUAAAGAACAAAGAAAUAUGUAAGCCCAAAUAAAAUGUCAAGAUCUCAGAGAAGUUUCUGACUCUUAGAAGGGAAGACACUCUUUCUGUAAAUUACUGUUAAAUUACUGUUUUUCUAAAAUUUAUGUAUUUGGUUGUAGUAAUAUAAAUUCUGUAGGUAAGAGCUGAAGAGAGAACAUGAGAUAAUGCACUUAAUGGCAUAUAAGAAAAAGUGAGCUUGUUUUAGUUAGCGAUUCUUGUUUGAAACAGAACUUUUUCUUCUUUGGUACUGGGAUUUUUAAAUCACUCUCGUUUUGAGGAGAUGAAAAGAGUGAAAAUCUUCAGAAGAGGCUGAUAAUCAACAGGUCUUUCUAGAUCAGUGUUUCAGGAGCUGAGAUUUUCUAAUAUAUGUUUUUUCAUGAGAAAAAUAAUAAAACCAAGGCAAUUUCGAAGCUGAGACUCACACUCGAACAAAAUGAAAAAUAAACUGUGAUGGGAAUUUUUCAUUUCUUGUGACGACCUUUUAGUCUCUCAUGAAAAAUUUGCUUGAUCUUUACUUCUGCAUGAGGCCAUUAAGAGAGAAGGAUGAAUAUCUGUAGUCACACUCUCCUCUAUAACAAACAUUUACAGGCUGCUAUUUGACCCUCCAACCUGGCAGAACAGCUCUUUUAUAGCUUUUUACUCAUGACAUUGGUGUGGGAGUUUUCUGAGGCCAGAGCCGAAUGUGACUGAGCAGCUGUUCUGCUAGGGAUCACUGAUGAUCUUUGUGUGAAAAAGGUGAUUCACUGGCAGAUUAAGUGUAUAUUUGCUCUAUAUAAAAGCCACAUAGCUUACAUAUAUUUCUUUGUUUACUCUGGCAGAUUUAUGAGAUGAUACAGAUGGCUUUCAUCUCAGACGCUUGGAUGUCUCACUGUGUCUUGUUCUCUCUUGCCAGACCAGGAUGCAUUUCCUACAGAGCCUUUCAGAACCUUUCAUGUAUUUCCUUUCAGAUCCCUCUGACUACUUUUUUUU
Messenger RNA from Lagopus leucura (white-tailed ptarmigan), 8289 nucleotides. Its product is annotated as carbonic anhydrase 3-like. Lineage: Eukaryota; Metazoa; Chordata; Aves; Galliformes; Phasianidae. Bases 110 to 907 code for a protein of 265 amino acids. The record is from RefSeq and is a predicted model, not a curated record. The transcript is spliced from 8 exons. Gene Ontology annotation, molecular function: carbonate dehydratase activity; zinc ion binding. Gene Ontology annotation, cellular component: cytoplasm.